AUGGCGCAAGCUCAACCCACAGUAGAUGGUGACCACACCAAGACCGGCACCCAGGCCCGGGUGUUCGACGCCGCUGAGCCCGUUGCCCCAAGUGACGCCGACGUGCUCAAGCUCGUGCACGGGGGCGGCGGUGGCGUCGUCGGCGAACAACUCGGUAGAAAGGCGAAGAUCGAAGAGGCACUGGAGACGGCGGCGAACGGUGCCGUUGCAGACAACCCCGUGGAGCGGGCCGAUUCCGUUGCCGUCCCCACUGGCGCGGUCGGCCAACAGGCGGAGGCCGCAGAGGGCGCCAACGCCACGUCCUCGCCGAGUAAACUAGAUUUCCGGAAGAGACGCCCACGAGCUCGCCGCCGAGCGGCUCGCGCACGGGGCUGCCGUGACGUCGUCGACGAAGAGUACGACACCAAGGUGAAGAUUGCGGAGGCGUUGGAGGCCGCGGCGCAGGCCGUCGGGGACCAACCCGUGGAGCGGUCCGACGCGUCCGCGAUACGCGCGGCGGAGGCGCGCGCCAUCGGACCGGGAGUGGCCAUCCCCGGCGGGGUCGCCGAGCAGGCGGAGGCGGCGGCGGGUUCGAACGCCACGGCCGCGCUCGGCGAGGGCAAGACCACCAUCGGAGACGUCCUCAGGUGGAACGCGACGGCGAAGUUGCCGACGGACAAGGCGGUGACGAGGGAGGACGCGGCAGCCGCGGUGGAGGCAGAGGCGGCGUGCGCCCCCGGUGAGGCGACGAAGCCGUACGGCGUGGGCGCGGCGCUCACAGCUGCGGCGAGGCACAACCAGGACGAACCGUCGUAA
Molecule: messenger RNA, 795 nt
Organism: Lolium rigidum
Lineage: Eukaryota; Viridiplantae; Streptophyta; Magnoliopsida; Poales; Poaceae
Product: late embryogenesis abundant protein 47-like
Exons: 3
Coding region: 1-795 (264 amino acids)
Source: RefSeq, a predicted model, not a curated record